Talpa occidentalis (Iberian mole) is the source of this 782-nucleotide messenger RNA. RefSeq names its product olfactory receptor 14A16-like. The coding region runs from base 5 to 373 and encodes 122 amino acids. The transcript is spliced from 3 exons. The record is from RefSeq and is a predicted model, not a curated record. Gene Ontology annotation, biological process: G protein-coupled receptor signaling pathway. Gene Ontology annotation, molecular function: odorant binding; G protein-coupled receptor activity; olfactory receptor activity. NCBI's taxonomy places the organism in Eukaryota, Metazoa, Chordata, Mammalia, Eulipotyphla, Talpidae. Gene Ontology annotation, cellular component: membrane.
AGCCAUGACAGAAUUCAUCCUCCUGGGGUUCCCCACCCAGGGGACCAUGGGCUUCUUGCACCCGCUGCUCUUCUCCCUGGUCUACUUGUGCACCCUGCUGGGGAACGGGCUCAUCGUCCUCAUCACCACCCUGGACUGGCACCUCCACACCUCCAUGUACUUCUUCCUGAGCAGUCUGUCCUUCAUGGACCUCUGCCUCAUCUCAGCCACGGUCCCCAUGUCCAUUGUCAACUCUCUGAGGCACAGCAGCUCCAUCUCCUUCCCGGGAUGUGUCAUCCAGGUCUUCAUGAUGGUUAUUUCAGCAGUGUCAUUUCCUAUGUCCACAUCUCCUCUGCUGUCAGGAAGAUCCCAUCCACAGAAGGUCUUGUUGUAACCACAGUUGACAUGAAUCCGCAGAGGUGGGAGUUGGAUGGAUGACCCGGGAAUUGGAGUCUGGAGCUGAAACCUGUCAUGGAUAUGACUGUUACUUUCUGUGACAUCUGACUUGAUACUAUCACACUGUACUCCUGUGAUGCAGUGUUUUUUUUUUUUUUUUUAAAGCAGAUGAAUUGUUUUUGAGCCACUGCUUUACUACUUCAAAACUUAAUGUUCAGACCUUUGUUGUUGUGUUUAUUUUCAGGCACCCUGAAUUUUCCAAAUCGUAUCUUGAUUCCUCUACCAUGUCUUCUUCUUGACAUUGUUUUAGAUAACUUAAGUUUGCUAUUUUGUACUUCAGGAACUAUGUUAUCUUUUCAUAUGAUGUAAAACUUUGUAUAAAGUAGGGCAUGACAAUAUUUAUGAAU